This is a messenger RNA of Phaedon cochleariae (mustard beetle), 1521 nucleotides long. Lineage: Eukaryota; Metazoa; Arthropoda; Insecta; Coleoptera; Chrysomelidae. The record is from the annotation of a GenBank genome assembly.
GUGACUGUCAAAUGUCAAUUUGAAAUCAAAAAUAUAAAAUUAAAAAAUUGUAAAUUGACACUUGACAGCCAAUGGACAAAUAUUUUGGAGCUGUUUCUUUUUAAAUUCAAAAUGGGUGGUUCUUCCAGCAAAUCUAGAAAAUUAACUGUCGAAAAUGAUGACCCCACAAGUGUAAUCAAAGUAUCUGAAAAUGUUGUGGAUCGCCUACGAGGAAAUCAAACGGUAAGACAAGAUUAUUCAGGUACCCAAGGAUCUGUGCCACAAGUACAAGGGGGCAUGGUUGCAGCAGCUCCAUUUUUCAUGAGUGAACCCAGUCUAACCAGUCUUCAACUUCGACAGGCAAACAUUGCAGAACUGAAGAAGAAUGAUGAAUAUUGGGAAAGAAGAAUCAAUGCUUUAGAACAAAGUCAUGGGAUUAUGAAUGAUGUCUUGAACCAGGAAUACAACAAGGCUGUUGAGGAGUUCAAGGUACAGAAGAACCAAGUAUCAGGAAUCAAGCUACCUGCAUGUAAAGAAUCAGAACAAGCAGUCAUGGAGUGUUAUCAGUGUUAUCCAAAUGAACCAAUGAGGUGUGCCAAAGUGGUACAAGCUUUUCAAGAGUGUGUGGAUAUGAAGAGAACCUGUUUACUGGCUAGCAGGGGCUGAAUAGUGAAUUAAUACUUUCAUUUAGAAGCAAUGUUUAGGUUGGUUUAUUAUUUGUAAAUAUGAUGAAACAAUAAAUUUUUAUUUGAUUUUCUUAUUUGAUGAACUAAACUACCUUUAUAGAGAAAUUAAACUUAUGAACUAGUAUUUGUGUAAGUCUACCUACAAUUGUAUUAUUGAAUCAAAUAACAGAGAAGCCUUUCAGAAGUGUGUGGGUAUGAGAGGGAUCCUUUUUAUUGAAACAUGUAAAUAAAUCUACCAAUCAUUUUUUGUAAUUUUCAAUUUAAUCAAAAUAAGGAGAAGUUUGAACUACCUAUUUGAGGGAGGAAACUUAUGAACAAGAACAUGUGUCAGUCUACAAUUUUAUUAUUAAAUCAAAUAACAGAUGAGAAUAAUUACAUUCACUUUCUAAGAAAUCCUCAAUAACUCAGUGGGUUUCUUCAUAGCCAUCGGGCAAGGGGUUGGUGUGUGGGUUGUGGAACAAGGAAUGGUUUCCGUCUCCCCAUGGGAAUCUCUUUGUACGCACCCUCAAGUAAUCAUACUUGAUAAACUCAGGCUGAGUAUGGUGAGCAGCAUGCUCCUGGUGAGACAAGUAGCAGUUGACCCCGCAGAGGAUGAUAGAAGGGAACGCGACGAAGAAGGUGAGGUUCUUCCAGAUUUUGUAGCCCCCGUCAUGGCCCCCGGAGACAGCGGAGGGGCCCUCUAUUUGCACCGCCCUUCUGGCGCUGGUCUGCAGGAACCUGCGGAUGCUGUGGUUGAGGAGGUACGCCAUGGUUCGUGGCCCCUUCUUGUGUUAUGUAAUAUAAUUUUAAUUCUUGCUGGUGGACACACAAUCACACAAAUUAAUGAAGCAGAAUGAAGUUCGCGUAGCGUCUGACG